Messenger RNA from Punica granatum (pomegranate), 890 nucleotides. The record is from RefSeq and is a predicted model, not a curated record. NCBI's taxonomy places the organism in Eukaryota, Viridiplantae, Streptophyta, Magnoliopsida, Myrtales, Lythraceae.
GCCGGUGUCUCAAGUCCGAGUAUAUAUAGACCGACUUAACUCUGCGACUAACAAUUUUUAGUCCUUCAAUUAAGUGCUGAGACAAUAUAUGCGAUGAAGAACGGCUCCAGGAGCAAGUUUCUACUCUGUUUCCGCCCAGUUGUAGUCGAUGAUGUGAUUCUCGAACGCUCUUCCGCUGCCGCUACCGUCUCGUCUGCGACCAUACAGAGUGAUACCUUAGACAACCGCUCUAAGGUUUGCACUCCGGUUCUGUUAUCCGAACCACAAACAAGUCACUGCGCCUGCUGUUGGUCUAGUGAUGGGAACGUUGCGUGCUGUAAAAGGGAGCGAGAAACAGAGUCGGAAAUGGAAGAUGUGUCCGGCAUGGACGAUGUUUCCGGCUUUGGGGUCGGCGUACUGUGUUUUGAUCUGUUGUUUUGUCUCACGGUAACGGUGUUCUGGGGGAGGCUCUUUGCGAUACUCUUGACGUGUACGUUGAUGUACUUAGUUCCACUUCGGAGAAAAGGCGACGGCCGCCAUCUGUUGGAUGUCAAAACACCGCCGGAGAUGGAGAGGAAGCGGCGGGUUGCGAUCAUGGAAGGGCUGCUUCAGAGGAACCGUCACCGGAAGCAUUGAAAUCUGAACUCUCAAACGGAAAGUGUGGUGUAAUUUUGUGAAAUUGCAAUUGCUCCCCUCUACUUUUUGUAGUCACACUUCUUGCAUGCCUUAUCCUUUUCUUUCUAAUUUUUGAGUAAGGGAUUUUGGCGUAUGUCAGAUGCAUCAUGUAAAUUACAUCUGCAUGUACCCUCACAAGAUAGAAUUUCAUACGCCUUACUGGGUACAAACUCGUUUGUAUAUGUCGAGGUAUAUAACUCGUGCAUGCUAGAAAAGUUGUUUUGAGUUGUUUUAAA